GACUUUAUGGCGUGGGGUGGCGGAGGGAGAGUCAGUGUGGUGUGGUUUUGACCAGAGGGACAUUAUGUCGUAAACGAGUGACUUUUUGCGUGCCAGAGGAUUGCCGGAGGACAUCAUUUCACACUUGGAGGAGCAGGGGAUAAAGUGACUGAUGGAGGGUGCAACUCAACCAGUGCCUGAAAAGCCGGAUUUGGAUGACUUAAUCAAGCUAUGUUUUAGACUUGCAUUCAGCAACAAGGAAAUACUUGCCGUUUUAGCACAUAAUGCUCAGACUAUUAUAAGUAUUCGGACUCUGAAGAGAACUUGUAAAAGACUUGGUCUGUUCCGAAGAAAGAAUCAGUCGGACCUGGGAGAUGUGUUGGCUUUUGUCCAGCAUGAAAUCCUGACUUGUGGCCAGAUGCAAGGUUAUCGCUGGCUUCAUCUACGUGCGAUUCAAAAAGGAUUUGUUGUCUCACAAGAUACAAUAAGACAAAUUAUAAAAUUGGUUGACCCAGUCGGCGUGGAAUUAAGAAGAGCACGACGCCUUAGAAGACGCCAGUACAGCUGCAGAGGCCCAAAUGCUCUUUGGCACAUGGAUGGCUAUGAUAAAUUAAAACCCUAUGGGAUUUGCAUCCAUGGUUGUAUUGAUGGGUUUAGCCGGUAUGUGUUAUGGGCAGAGGCCUAUACCACAAACAAUGAUCCCAAGGUGAUUGCAAGUUAUUUUAUCAAAACAGUUUCGCGCAUUGGUGGAUGUCCAGAGAGGAUCCGUGCAGACAGGGGCACAGAAAAUGGUUGUGUUGAACAGAUGCAAGUGUUUUUGCGACAAAACCACUCUGACAAUUUUGCUGGGGAGAAAAGUUUUCUUUACGGGAGAAGUACUGCCAAUCAGCGCAUUGAAGGGUGGUGGUCCAUCCUUCGCAAACAGAGCGCACAGUUCUGGAUUAAUUUAUUUCAAACUCUUCAGGAGGAUGGUCACUACACAGGAGAUUUUCUGGAUGAAAGUCUUAUCCAGUUCUGCUUUCUUAAUCUUGUGCAGGAUGAGCUGGAUGAAGUUGUGAACACAUGGAACUCACACAAAAUAAGACCAAGGUCGAACGGCGAUACAGCUUCAGGCCGGCCAGUCGUCAUGUAUUCAUUCCCUGCCAUGCACAGUGCCGAGGAUCGACUAAAACCCACUGGAAUGCAAGAUAUCACUGCGUGUAUGGAAGAGUGCACUCCAAAAUGCCAGUUUCCUUGCGAUGAAACUGUAUUUGAACUGUGUUGUCUGCUAAUGGUGAAAAUGAAUGGUACGCUCCAUCAGAUCCAUUGCAUGCAAGUGACUUGUAUCUUAUGUUGAGAGAGGAAUUACUGA
This is a messenger RNA of Syngnathus typhle (broad-nosed pipefish), 1330 nucleotides long. RefSeq lists its product as uncharacterized. Bases 152 to 1315 code for a protein of 387 amino acids. The transcript has 3 exons. Lineage: Eukaryota; Metazoa; Chordata; Actinopteri; Syngnathiformes; Syngnathidae. Gene Ontology annotation, molecular function: nucleic acid binding. The record is from RefSeq and is a predicted model, not a curated record.